AUGCUUUUAAUAAAACCAGGAAUUCAAGCUCAUCCAACAGAGCUUGUUUGGUAUUUAACAACACACCAGUCCACUUAUGUCAUUGGUGUUGACAUCAAGACAAAAACAGUUUUAAAUCUUUAUUGGGGUCCUCGUCUCUUGACAUUAAACGAUGUUGAGCUUCCCGUAAAACUUCCUCGAGAAAGAAGUUCACAGGACCCUGCUAUAACUUCUGCUCCAGAAGAAUUUCCGGUUUUUGGUGGUCUUCGUUAUGGACCUGAUGUUUUGAGAAUCGAAUUCGAUAAUGGUACACGUGAAUUAGACCUUAUAUAUACAGAUGCCAUCAUUAAUGAUUCACAAGAACUCAUCAUCACUUUAAAAGACAAAGUUCAUAAAUCACUUGAAGUAAGACUUCAUUAUAAGUUAGAUGUAAAAAACAACCUAAUCCUUCGUCAUACAGUGCUAGAGAACUUGGCCAAGAUAACAGAAAAUGAGUCUUUUAGGAUUUCGAAGGCACAAACUGCAGCUUGGCAUAUUCCUCCUCCCCCGUUAGGUAGACAACGUGAAUUGGUCACAUUAGCAGGUGCUUGGUCAAGUGAGACGCAGGUUCAGAAACAUUCAAUUCAACCUGGAACAUCGCAUCUUCUUCAAUCAACUCGUGGAAUCCCAUCAGCACAGGUAUACCCUUAUUUUGCCAUCAGGGAUCCAGAUAUAAAUGAAACUUAUUUUGGUACACUAGGUUGGAGUGGAAAUUGGGAAAUUGAGAUACAUACUGAUAUCGAGAAUCAAACAACCAUUACAGGUGGAAUGCAUGAUCGUGACUUUGGCUUUAUUUUAUCACAAGAUCAUCCUAGUCUUGAGUUGCCUGUUUUCGUUGCUGGUUUUACUUCAGAGGGUCUAUCAGGCGCACGUCUAUCACUAACAAAUCAUAUUCGAGAUAGUAAAAAUACCGAUGGUAAGAAAAAAGAGGCUUUUGGAUUCCAAGUUGGAUACGCAAAUCAGAAAAAGAUGGCGGAAAAAGCUGCUGCAUUAGGAAUAGAGCUGUUUGUUGUCGAUGACGGCUGGUUUCAUGGACGACACUCAGACAAAGCAGGAUUAGGAGAUUGGUUUGUAGAUAAAUUAAAGUUUCCGCUUGGUUUAAGACCAUUAGCAGAUCAUGUUCACAACUUGGGAAUGCAGUUUGGUCUUUGGUUUGAGCCUGAAAUGGUAAAUCCAAAUUCUAAUCUUUAUCGAAAACAUCCUGACUGGGUUUACUUUUAUCCCGAACGAACACGACAUGAAGCUAGGAACCAGCUUGUAUUGAACAUCUGUAAGCCAGAAGUGCAGCAAUACCUUUUAGAGUCAAUUGUAGCAAUUGUGAAUGAAGUAGGUGUAGAUUAUAUUAAAUGGGAUAUGAAUCGACCUAUAUCUGAGGCAGGAGGAUCUCCAGAACUGGGGAAAAUAGUUUGGAUUAAUCAUGUAAAAUCAUUUCAUUACUUGAUUGAGCAAGUAAAACUACGGUCCAAUCACCCAAUUAAGAUAGAAUCAUGUUGUAGUGGUGGGGGUCGAGCUGAUUUGUCAAUUCUAAAGCGUGUACAAUCUUGCUGGCCCAGUGAUAAUACUCGACCAGAUGCACGACUUCUGAUCCAACAUGGAGCAUCUUUAAUUAUGCCACCUAAUAUGAUGAGCUGCUGGGUGACAGAUUCCCCUAAUGAUGAUCCUCAUACCAUCAUUCCUAUUCCCUAUCGAUUUCAUGUCUCUUUCAUGGGCGCUCUUGGCAUUGGAUCUAACCUUAAUAAAUUAAAUACAGAUGAAUUUGAAACAUAUAGACGCUGGAUUGUGCUGUAUAAAAGCAUUAGACAUGUUUUACAAAAGGGCAAUUUGGAUUGGCUAGUAAUACCAACUAUGAACAAUGUCUCUUGUUGCAUUACUCAAACAACAACUCAAAUGGGUGAUGAAUCAGUUAUAUUAGCAUUUAGACAAACAAGCCCCUUUUGGUUUCCCUUGCGACCUAUUCGAUUACGUCGCUUGAUUGCGAUCGCCAUGUAUGAUGUAAGAAUUUGGAGUGAUGAUCCUCUCAUUCCUGUAUUUACAGGCAUUAUAUCUGGAACAGCUUUAAUGAACAGAGGUCUUUCAUUGCCCUAUUUAACUUCAAAAGCAUAUAGUAGUGUUGUUGUACAUAUAAAACAAAAACUAUAA
Messenger RNA from Cokeromyces recurvatus, 2157 nucleotides. RefSeq names its product alpha-galactosidase. Gene Ontology annotation, biological process: carbohydrate catabolic process. Gene Ontology annotation, molecular function: alpha-galactosidase activity. The record is from RefSeq and is a predicted model, not a curated record. Lineage: Eukaryota; Fungi; Mucoromycota; Mucoromycetes; Mucorales; Mucoraceae. Bases 1 to 2157 code for a protein of 718 amino acids. The transcript is spliced from 2 exons.